Cryptomeria japonica (Japanese cedar) is the source of this 723-nucleotide messenger RNA. Its product is annotated as coniferyl alcohol acyltransferase-like. Gene Ontology annotation, molecular function: acyltransferase activity, transferring groups other than amino-acyl groups. Bases 1 to 723 code for a protein of 240 amino acids. The transcript is spliced from 2 exons. The record is from RefSeq and is a predicted model, not a curated record. NCBI's taxonomy places the organism in Eukaryota, Viridiplantae, Streptophyta, Pinopsida, Cupressales, Cupressaceae.
AUGGAGGCAAUUUCCGCCUAUAUUUGGAAACAUUUUGCUCUCGCACAGGCUUUGACUGGUUCACAACCAACCAGAAUCGGUAUCCCCAUUGAUGGGCGUGCAUGCCUGAACAUCCAUCCUUCCUACUUCGGAAAUGCUAUAGCAAUGCCUUUCAAGGAGAGUUAUGCAGAGCAGAUAUUAGAGGAGCCAUUAAGCAAGAUUGCAGAAAUCGUACACAACGUUAUAGGUGAAUCCCUGAACAGUGAAUAUUUCAGGUCCAUUGUCGAUUGGGUGGAGGUCAAGAGACCCUCAGUGAUUUUAGCGAGAGUGUAUGCAAAGGAAGUUUCGGCCGUUGUGGUGUCUUCAGGAGUGAGGAUUCCAUUAUAUAACUUUGAGUUUGGCUGUGGGAAGCCUGCGUUUUCAAGUGUGUUUUUUCCAUUGGGAGGAACAGCAGGGUACGUGAUGUUGCAGGUGAGUCCCCUAGAAGAUGGGAAUAUGGUGAUCUAUAUGCAUAUGGCCGAAAAGCACUUAGAUGCCAUUGAACCUGAUCCUGAAUUUGUGUUCGUGAGAGCCAAUCGAAUGAAUUUUUGGUUCAAAUCUGCAGUUCAGAAAGGGCAGCCCAACAUGGGCACCAAGCUUGGAGUAUAUCAGUCAGCGAGGACUUUGAUAGAGUAUUUUUUGCCACUCAAUAUGAGGGUACAAGUUCAUAAGCUGAAAUCUCUUCGGCUAAGAGCCAAGGACUGA